AGGAUUAGGGUACUCACAUUCAUCAGCUAGAGAAACCCUAAUUUAAGACAUUGGGUAUCGCCCCUUCCUUUCGAUCGAUCCUCGUACACUUGCCACUCCAAUCUGAUAAGAUCAGUUGCUGCGUUUUGUGAUUACUCUCUGCGAUUAAGAUGCCGCCGAAGCAGCAAGCGAAGGCCGAUUUGGCGAAGAAGCAGAAGGUCGUCGAAGACAAAACUUUCGGCUUGAAGAACAAGAACAAAAGUAAGAAUGUGCAGAAGUACGUUCAGAAUCUCAAGCAAUCUGUUCAGCCCAAAGUCGACCCGUCUAAAGUCGCCGUCAAGAAAAAGAAAGAGGAAGAGAAAGCGAGAGAAAAGGAAUUGAAUGAGCUGUUCAAGGUAGCGAUUAGUCAGCCGAAAGUCCCCCCAGGUGUGGAUCCAAAGUCGAUCCUUUGUGAAUUCUUCAAGGCAGGUCAGUGUCAGAAGGGAUUCAAGUGCAAGUUCUCCCAUGAUUUGAACGUACAAAGGAAGGGUGAGAAAAUUGACAUAUACAGCGAUAAGCGUGAUAAAGAGGAGACCAUGGAGGAAUGGGACCAAGAGACCCUCGAGAAAGUCGUGGAAUCAAAGAAAAACGAGUAUAACCAGAACAAACCCACAGAUAUCGUUUGCAAGUACUUUCUGGAAGCUGUGGAAAAGAAACAGUAUGGUUGGUUCUGGGCUUGCCCAAAUGGCGGCAAAGAUUGCCAUUACAGACAUGCUCUUCCUCCUGGAUAUGUCCUAAAAUCGCAAAUGAAAGCCCUCCUGGAAGAGGAAUCGCAGAAGAGGCCAGUAGAAGAAGAGAUUGAGAACGAGCGAGCUAAACUGACGAAGUCAACUCCAAUGACUCCGGAAUUAUUUAUGGAAUGGAAAAAGAAAAAGAUGGAUGAAAGGGAUGCUGGUUUGGCUGCUCAACAGGCAGAGAGAGCUAAGAAUGAUCGUAUGAGUGGUCGGGAGCUGUUUCUUGCCAAUGCAAGCUUGUUUGUGGAUGAUGCCGAGGCUUAUGAAGAUUACGAGAGAGAAAAAGAACCUGAGCAGAGUGAUCAAAAGGCGAAGAGCAAAGAAACUGAAGCAGGACCAAGCGCUUCCGCUGUCGCUGGUAAUACGUCCAAGGAUGUCGAUGAAGACGAGGACGUCGAUGAUGAUGAUGACGACUUGGACAUUGAUGAGCUAAAUGAACUCGAAGCAAGCUUGUCGAAAACUUCCAUCCAGAUUCAUGAGCCGACCAAUGCAGUAUCUUUACACCAAUGGUUCGGAUAUCUUGUGAAAAGGCCGAGGGUGAGUUUAAGGCCGAGCCGAGGGCGAGAGCCGAAGGCUGACGGUGAGAGGUUGAGAAGGGCAAGUGACGAUGCCCGUGCACGAGGGGCGAGGCUCGCUUAUGACGCUUAGGUUUUUUUGCUGACGGAAAAUUUAGGGAUUUGAAAACAAAAAAAAGUCAUUAAAUUUUCACAUUUAGGGAUUUCGAUUUCCUCCUCUAUUCUCUAGGCCGAGUCGAGGGGCUAGUAAAAUACUAAAAAAAUAAUAAAAUCUAAAUCUAACUAAAAUAAAAUAUUUUUUUUGGUUCGGGUUU
This is a messenger RNA of Tarenaya hassleriana, 1581 nucleotides long. Its product is annotated as zinc finger CCCH domain-containing protein 21. Gene Ontology annotation, molecular function: mRNA binding; metal ion binding. Gene Ontology annotation, biological process: cytoplasmic translation. Lineage: Eukaryota; Viridiplantae; Streptophyta; Magnoliopsida; Brassicales; Cleomaceae. The record is from RefSeq and is a predicted model, not a curated record. Bases 150 to 1400 code for a protein of 416 amino acids. Gene Ontology annotation, cellular component: cytosol. The transcript is spliced from 9 exons.